GAGGAGGCUUCUUCUCCUCUUCUUCCCGGCAAAGCCACCUCUGCAGUCUGCAGGCCAAAACCCAAGCAAAGGGGACAGCUUUCUUCUUCUCCUUCUUCUUCCUCGCCACCUUCCUUCCCUCGCUUCCUCCGCAAUCCUCCUCUUCUUCCCUCGAACCACCAGCAGGCACCAGCAGCUAGCAACCUAAUCCAACCACCACCGGCCGGCCGGCCGAUGAAGCCCUCCGCCGCCGCCGCCGCCGCUGCCGGCCCGGGCGCGGUCGAGGUGCGGGUGGAGCGGCCCCCGCGGCCAGAGCGCCCACAGAUGAGACCACACCCGGGCCGGCUGAGGGCGCGCCCGUACUACCGGCGCUGGACGCCCUGGGUCGUGCCGGCCGCCUCCGUGGCCUGCGUCGCCGCCUUCCUCGUCACCAUGUUCGUCAACGACUGCCCCCGCCGCGGCGUCGGGGACUGCUCCGCGUCCUUCCUCGGCCGCUUCGCCUUCCAGCCGCUCCGGGAGAACCCGCUCCUCGGCCCUUCCUCCGCCACGUUGCUGAAGAUGGGAGCUCUAGAUGUCUCUAAAAUUGUCCAGGGUCGACAAGGAUGGCGUCUGAUUACGUGUAUCUGGCUUCAUGCUGGGGUUGUUCAUUUACUCAUCAAUGUGCUUUGCCUUCUGUUUAUCGGCAUCCGACUUGAACAAGAAUUCGGGUUUGUGAGGAUCGGUCUGGUUUAUCUCAUUUCUGGUUUCGGUGGGAGCUUGAUGUCCGCUCUCUUCAUCCGUUCGAGUAUCUCAGUUGGUGCCUCCGGUGCCUUGUUUGGGCUGAUUGGGUCUAUGCUUUCUGAACUCAUCACGAAUUGGUCACUCUACGCAAAUAAGGUGGCAGCAUUAUUGACCCUGGUGUUUGUAAUUGUGGUGAACCUGGCUCUUGGGAUACUUCCUAGAGUGGAUAACUUUGCUCACAUUGGAGGCCUUAUAUCCGGGUUCCUUCUCGGGUUUGUCGUCUUCAUUCGACCACAGUUUGCAUGGAUUAACCAGAAAAGAGUGGCUCCAGGACAAGAGACAGCUCCUGUCAAACGCAAGCACAAGACGUAUCAAUAUAUUUUGUGGCUAGCUGCUGUUGUUCUGCUGAUUGUCGGGUUCACGGUGGCUAUAGUUCUCCUUUUCCGAGGAUACAACGCAAACGACCACUGCUCUUGGUGCCAUUACCUCAGCUGUGUCCCUACCAAGAAAUGGAAAUGCAACUCGUCGCCACAAACUUGCACGGUAAUGCAGCAGCCGAAUACCUUGGACCUGACAUGCGACGGCACGGGCACUCACCAUAGCUACAGCAUAGCUGGAGCUACGCAAGAUCAGAUCAGCCAGCUCUGCAACAGUCUCUGCAGCUAGCUAUUAGCAGAACCUGGAUUAAUUCCCUGAUGGCUUGUCCUAAGCUAGUAGUAGCUUGUAGUAACAUGUUUUUCUUUAUUCUUUGUGUACAUGGAAUUAGAAGAAGAAAAACACGCAUAUAUUACAGAUACAGAGAAUAGAAGCAAAUUUAAUACUUGUCCAUGGAA
Messenger RNA from Brachypodium distachyon (stiff brome), 1532 nucleotides. RefSeq names its product RHOMBOID-like protein 2. Gene Ontology annotation, cellular component: membrane. The record is from RefSeq and is a predicted model, not a curated record. Bases 214 to 1365 code for a protein of 383 amino acids. Gene Ontology annotation, molecular function: serine-type endopeptidase activity. The transcript is spliced from 6 exons. Gene Ontology annotation, biological process: proteolysis. NCBI's taxonomy places the organism in Eukaryota, Viridiplantae, Streptophyta, Magnoliopsida, Poales, Poaceae.